AUGAUCACCGGUAUUCUUGCGGUUUAUAUUAGCACUGCAAGAAAAACAACUCCCAUAUGUUCGUUUACAUUAAAGUCAACAGCUCGAAAUCCAAAUGACAUUGAUUCAUAUCCACAUUCUGUGGCCAUUGCUGAUUUUAACAAUGACAAUUGGUUAGAUUUUACCGUUGCCAAUUCAAAUACGGACAAUGUGGGUGUUUUUUUUGGGUUUGGUAAUGAAACUUUUGCAACUCAAAUUAAAUACUCAACGGGAUUAGGUUCUAUGCCAUACGCAGUUGCUGUCGGUGAUUUGAACAGUGAUUAUCAAGUGGACAUCAUAGUCGCAAAUUUUGGCACGAAUAAUAUCGGCAUCUUUCUCGGAACUGGAUAUGGAAGUUUCACAAGUCAACUCACGUUUUCCACUGCCUCUUCUCAUCCACGAUAUGUGACUGUUGGCAAUUUCAACAAUGAUGCUCACGUUGAUAUAAUCUUUGCCAAUUAUGGCACCAACACUAUCGGUAUCUUUUUUGGAUACGGUGAUGGAAAUUUUACAUCUGAAAUAACUUUUUCCACUGAAUAUGACUCUCUUCCAUUCGCAUUAGCCAUUGGCGAUUUCAAUAAAGAUAAUAAUCUAGAUGUUGCUGUUGCCAAUUAUGGUACUAACAAUGUAGGUGUAUUUCUGGGUUACGGAAAUGGAAGUUUUGCAUCUCAAAUGACAUUUUCGACUGGUAUGAAUUCUCAUCCAUACUCUAUUGCCAUUGGCAAUUUAAAUAAUGACACACAGCUAGAUAUCGUCGUUGCUAAUUCUGGGACGAAUAAUGUGGGUGUACUCUUUGGACGUGCAAACGGUACUUUUGAGAUACAGACAACAUAUUUCACUGGUAACAGUUCUUCGCCACUUUCAGUAGUUCUUGCUGAUUUGAACAAUGACCUUACAUUAGACAUUGUGGUUGCUAAUUCUGGAAUGGACAAUGUAGGUGUACUGUUUGGAUACGGCAAUGGAAGCUUUGCCAUACAGAGAGAAUUUGCAACUGGCAUUAAUUCGUAUCCAUUGUCAUUAGCUAUCGGCGAUUUCAAUAAAGAUAAUCGAUCCGAUAUUGCGAUCAGCAACUAUGGCACAAAUCAUGCAGAUGUUCUUUUCGGAAACAACUAUGCUACCUUUUCACCUCAAGUCACGUACACAACUGGCGAUGCUUCAGGGCCGAAUUCGGUUACCAUCGGUUACUUAAACAACGACAGUCAUCUGGAUAUCAUAGUUGCCAACGGUUGGGCUGAUAAUGUAGGUGUUUUUCUUGGUAAUGGCGAUGGAACUUUUUCAAGACAAACAUCUUACUCAACAGGUUUUUAUUCUUCGCCAUAUUCGGUUGUCCUUGCUGACGUCAAUCUAGAUGGGCGACUUGAUAUCGUCGUUGCCAAUCUUGGUGCUGAGAAUAUAGGUAUUCUUCUUGGAUAUGGCGAUGGAACGUUUGCCAACAGUGAAACCUAUUCAACUGGCAGCAAUUCUGAACCGUGUUCAGUUGCCAUUGGAGACUUGAACAAUGAUAAUAAACUUGAUAUCGUCGUUGCCAAUUACCAUGCAAACAAUAUAGGUAUUUUGCUUGGCUAUGGCGAUGGAACUUUUUCCACACAGACGACCUACUUCACUGGUUCAAGUUCUUCACCGAAUUCGGUUGCCAUAGGUGAUUUUAACAACGAUCAUUACCUUGAUAUUGUUAUCGCUCUUUCAGACUAUUCCUAUAUAGGUAUAGUUUUAGGGCAUGGAAACGGGACGUUUUCCGACCAGGUGCUUUAUUCAACUGGUUCUCGUGCUACUUCAAGCUCGGUUAGCAUCGGCGAUUUUAACAAUGAUAAUCGGUUAGACAUUGCAGCCACUAUAUCAUCUUAUUGGACUAAUGGUAUAGGUAUAUUUCUUGGUGAUGGCAAUGGUAGUUUUGGCAUUAUGACGCUGUUUGUAACUGGUUUUGGAUCCUCACCAUACUGGACCACUAUCGGCGAUUUCAACAACGACAAUAAUCUUGAUGUGGUUGUCGCAAAUUCUGGCACGAACAAUGUAGGUAUAUUUUUUGGAUUGGGUGAUGGCACUUUUCUUGAUCAAGAGAUCUAUUCAACUGGAGGAUCCUCACAGCCGUACUCUGCUGCCGUCGGUGAUUUCAAUAAUGACAUUCGACUCGAUAUUACGGUGGCAAAUUUUGGCACUUCCAACAUAGGUGUAUUUCUUGGAGUAGAUGUUCCAACUUUCAUCAGCGUGGAAACUUAUUCAACUGGAUCCUCUUCUCUUCCCUAUUCUAUCGUCGUCGGUGAUUUCAACAACGAUACAGAACUUGAUAUGGCCGUCGCCAACUAUGGUACAAACAGCGUCGGUGUAUUUUUUGGGUACGGAAAUGCAACGUUUUCAUCACAAACGACAUAUUCCACUGGCUCGUUAUCUUUUCCGAUGUCGGUCGUUGUUGGCGACUUCAACGGCGAUGAUAAACUGGAUAUUGCCGUCGCUAAUAGUGUUACCGACAAUGUGGGCGUACUUUUUGGACUUGGAAAUAAAAAUUUUACAUCACUUGUGACUUACCCGACAGGCAGUAGUUCUAACCCAAAAUCAAUCGCUACCGGUGAUUUCAACAAUGAUAAUCGACUCGAUAUCGUUGUUGCUAAUUCUGGGAUGGACAAUGUGGCUGUAAUUUUGAGGUAUGAUGCUGGAUUCUUCGAAGGGCAAAUAACAUAUUCAACUGGUGGUACUUCGCAGCCUCUUUCGGUCGCCACUGGAGACUUUAACAACGAUCAACGGUUGGAUAUUGUCGUCGCAAAUUCUUGGAAUUAUAAUCUGGGCAUUUUUCUUGGGUAUGGAAAUGGUACUUUCUCUGAUCAAAUGACCUAUCCCACUGGCGAUGGUUCCUUGCCGCAAACGGUUGUAAUCGGUGAUGUAAAUAACGAUGGUCAUUUAGAUCUCAUUAUUACUAACUCUCUUAAUGGCAAUGUAGGUAUUUUUCUUGGUCAUGGUGAUGGGACUUUUUCUAAUCAAACAACAUAUCCAACAGGCGCUGGUUCAGUUCCGGUUUCGGUGGCAGUCGGCGAUUUCAAUAACGAUGGUCGACUCGAUAUCGUCACGGCCAAUUAUUGGACGUACGAUAUAAGCAUUUUUCUCAAUUAUGGCAACGGCACUUUUGCUAACCGAACGACCUAUUCAACCGGCUCUGUUUCGAAACCGAACUCAGUUGUUGUUGGCGAUUUUAAUAACGACAGUAAGCUGGAUAUCGCUGUCACCAACCAAGGCAGUGAAAAUAUAGUUAUUUUUUUGGGGUAUGGUAAUGGCAGUUUUUUCAAUCAAAGUAUCUACUCAACCGGUGAUAAUAGUCAACCAACUACAAUGGCUAUCGGUGAUUUUAACAAUGAUAAAAUACUCGAUAUUACGGUCGCUAAUUUCGGUACUGGUAAUAUAGGUAUUUUUCUUGGAUAUGGUGAUGGAACGUUUUCCAAUCAAAUGACUUUUGCGACGGGUAAUAAUUCUCAACCAUGGUGGGUCGCCGUUGGUGAUUUUAAUAACGACAGUUGGCCUGAUAUUGCCACUGCUAACAGUGGCACUAAUAAUAUUGGUGUACUUCUUGGUUGUAUCAAUGGUACCUUUUUCAAUCAAAUGGCAUAUUCAACUGGUAAUUCUUCCUCUCCAAUAUCUGUUGCCGUUGGUGACUUUAACAAUGACAGUCGACUCGAUAUUGUAGCUGCUAAUCGAGAUCGAGGGAGUAUUGGCAUAUUUCUUGGGUAUGCUCUGGAAACGUUUUUAACUGCACCAGCAUAUUCAACUGGAUCUUCUUCUCGGCCAGUAUUCGUUGCUUCAGGAGAUUUCGAUCAUGAUACUCGGUUAGAUAUUGCCGUUGCCAAUAACGGAACUGAUAAUAUAAUGAUAUUGCUUGGGUCGGGAUUCGGCACUUUCUCAAAGCAAACGAACUAUUCAAAUGGUGAUGGUUCUCAUCCUUACUCAAUCGCCAUUGCAGACUUUAAUAACGAUAGUCUCUUGGAUAUCGCCGUCGCUAAUUAUGGCUCUAACAAUAUAGGUAUUCGUCUUGGACACGGCGACGGUACUCUCUCAAAUCAAACAACAUAUUUUACGGGUGAAGGUUCUCAUCCAUAUUCGGUGGUUGUUUGUGAUUUCAAUAACGACACUCACUUAGAUAUUGCUGUUGCCAAUUAUGGUGCUAAUGAUGUUAGUCUUUUUCUUGGUUAUGGUAAUGGAAGCUUUGCGAGUCAAUAUAUUUUUCCAGGUGGUUUUGAAUCUCACCCAUCAGCAUUAGCUGUCGGAGACAUGAACGGAGAUCAUGUGAUAGAUAUUAUUGUUGCAAACAGUGGUUAUGACGGUGGCGGUGGCUCCCAAUACGGAAUGGAACCAUUUGGUGUUUCCAUGUUGAAACAAAUUAUUCAAAAUAAGUAUCAUCAAACAUAUUCUCAGACACACCCAAUAGUGUAUCUAUUUCAAUACAGGGGAGCAGGUCUGAGUAAGCCAUCGAUUCAUUGUUAUACUGCAAAGACAUGGAUUGAGUGUGCUAGAGAAUUGAUUCAAGCAACAGUACCCAGUUCUGUCAAUGACUCAUUGAAAAUAAUCCAUGCUAUGACAAAUCAAAAUAUUGCUCAAGAUUUACAAUAUCAAAUUCAAUAUGCAAUCAAUCAAUCACAGUCAAUAUAUCCGACGUCUACUUAUAUCUAUGGUUUCAGUCAAGGCACAGCUAUUAUUCAAUAUUAUCUAUCGAUUCAAUCAAUCAACUCACACUUACAGUCAAUCGACGGAAUAAUUCUCGAUGGAAUAAUGUCGAUUAAAAGGUCGGAUGCUUUUCAAAAUCAAAUCAAAUCAAUCAACCAUCGAUUCUAUUUGUAUUUAUCUAAAUGUCAGAAUGAUAUAUUCUGUGCGAAAACCUUUGCACUUGUCACUGGUACUGAUCAAGAUAUAAUAACUGUUGUAUUAACAUUAGAAAUGCUUUUUCACACCAAUCUGACAAAUCCUAUGUGUACAACCAAUCUCGGAUUGAAUGAUUGGAAUUCAUUGAUGCGUAUCGCUGGUCAAAGCAUUGAACUUAGAGGUGUUCGUCCACUUGCUAUUAUUCUGAUUGCACGUCUAUAUCGAUGUUCAACUGAAGGUCAGCGAGUUCUAUCUCGAGCAUUGCCCAUUUUGAUUGCUUUGACAGAACAAUCGCUAACAUCAAGUUUAGUCGACCCACCCGAUGUAUACCCAGAUGAUGGAAAUGUUUUAAGUAUAACAACAAUCUGGAGCGAUUUUGUUGGGUUUACUCUAGAAGAAAAUUUCAAAACCACUGUUGGUUUUUUCAAUGAUUUUUGUAUCAAUAGUGCCGUGAUCAAUGAAUAUUAUUUGGCACCUACAGGUCCAGUACCAAUAUGUCGUGAAAUACAACAAUCAAAAUACAAUUUUACCAUCGCCUCCGAAUUCACUGAUAUUUUAUACACGAAAAAUCCACGUUAUUGGGGACAAUUUCAAGUCAAUCCACAAAUAUUUCGAUCGAAAAAACACGGUGCAUUGUUACUAAAUGGAGAUUUAGAUUACAAUUCACCGCUGUAUUCUGCAAAACAAAGUCAAAUAUGA
Messenger RNA from Rotaria socialis, 5556 nucleotides. Lineage: Eukaryota; Metazoa; Rotifera; Eurotatoria; Philodinida; Philodinidae. The record is from the annotation of a GenBank genome assembly.